CUGACUGCCUGAUCUACAAAUAAUAAUGAGUCGUUAUUUAUGACGCACGGUGAUUUGUAGAUCAAUCAGUCGGCAGUCUCCCCAACUGUCGGCUGCAAAGUCGAAGAAGCCAAUUGAUGUCAACAAACCCCAUAUGAUCGCGACGCAAGCAAGCUUCCUCGACGCAGCGUAAAAUAUUUUGAGAUGAAGAAGACAGCGUUAUGUUCCUGAAUGUCUGCAUGAAUUCACAUUGCACACAUACUACUCAGCUCAUCAUGUCUCAUCUGAGUGGAAUUGACGUGGGAAAGUCGUGAUUUGCUGUUGGGUGAACUUCAAAGGGACUGGAGAAGAAACUGUCACUGUACUCUUGUGUGAAUAUUGAGGAGCCUAGGGGGCUGUUACCAGAGCAGGUACACCCAGUGAGGGGAGGGAGAGACCAUGGACCUGAGUGAGAGGAGGCCCAACAAGUGGUGGACAGAGUCGGACACCUUCGCCAUGCUGGCCCUCAUCGAGCAGCUGGACCUGGUGCAUGAGCUGGAUAAGAAGCGCCAGCGCAAUGACUCACACUUCCGCCGCCUGCGCUACAGCCUGGCCAAGCAGGACAUCCACUUCACCGUCAACCAAAUACGCAACCGCUGGAAGAGCCUGAAGCACAAGUACCGCAAGAUCAAGAUGGCAGGAUAUCGUAGCCCCGCUGCACGCCUGUCUACCAUCGAGGCGUUCCGUUACUUCCGUAUGCUGGACCGCAUGCUGGCCAGGAGGGCCCGGGUGGGGGCCCCAGAUCAAGGCAUUGCAGAUGGACACAAUAUGGUGGUGUUGACCCCUUUGGACAUGGAGGAUCAUACUGAUGGUGAUGUUGCUCAGCCCGACUCUGUGGCCCCUUGGCAGGACAGCCUGGCUCCAGCUCUAGAUGGAGAAGGAGACGAGACUAACGCCAUCCCAGAAGAGGCCAACGUCAGCACUCCGGGCUGGGCCCUGAAGUCAGAAGAGAUUAUGACUUUGGGUCUGUCUGGAGAGUAUCUUUACCCAGUGAAGAGUGAGCCACAUUCAGUACCCUCUUUACAUGAUGGUGAGGGAUCUAGUGACCCCACUAGCUGCAGUCCAGAAGAUGAAAUUGGCACUUGUGAGGACACCAGCACCCUGAUCCUCCAGCAGCUCACCAUCCUGAACCAUCAGCUAGGGGAACAGCUCGCUGAGCAAAGGGCCUUCCACUGCAGCAUGCUGGGUAUGAUGGACCGACAGAUAGAGGUCCUGGAGCAGCUCUCCAACUUCUCCACAGGCCGCCAUGUCAAGACCGAACCCGAAGAGAGUGACACUCCUAUCAGCCAGCAGGUCCACAACUCCCUGGUGCGCAUCCUGAGAGGAGUGGAACAGGUCCAAACCCAGGGACACCAACCGUGCUCAUGCAAGGCCUCCCCCUCACAGCCUACAUCUCCCUCCUGGACGGUCUCUCUGUUGGAGGUCCACAAAGGAUCACCCUCCAGGGAUGAGAACUCAACUAGUGACACACCCAACCCUCAGCCCUCAGACAAUGGGCGGCCUGAACCUCAAAUACCAUACCCCUCAGAGCAGCUUCCCCCUUCCCCACAGAAGGGUGUUCUGUUUAACGGACUCUCAAACAAGUGCCAGCACAAGUGAGUGCUCUUGAAGCUUCAUCCAGUAGUGGAACAUACAGUGCUCUGACAGAGGAAAGCAUACACUCUUAGAAAAAAGGGUUCCAAAAGGGUUCUUCAGCUGUCCCCAUAGUAGAACCCUUUUAGG
Molecule: messenger RNA, 1740 nt
Organism: Coregonus clupeaformis (lake whitefish)
Lineage: Eukaryota; Metazoa; Chordata; Actinopteri; Salmoniformes; Salmonidae
Exons: 5
Coding region: 418-1617 (399 amino acids)
Source: RefSeq, a predicted model, not a curated record